AUGGUGGGACAAGGUGGAGAACAAGCAUGCAAAGUGCUUGGGUCGGUCAUGGGGAAUGUCCUACCCGGAGAUAGGAUCCGACCUAGAGGUAGGUCGAUCUAUCAAGGUGGAGUGCAAGUAUGCAAAGUGCUCAGAUCGAUCUUGGAGGAAUUCCGACUCGAAGGUAAGAUCCGACCUAGAGGUAAGUCAAUCUAUCAAGGCAGAGAGUUAGCAUGCAUAGUGCUCGGGUUCGACAUAGAGGUUGACCAUAUACUAGUGGUUGACUACAACAUGAAGUUCCGUCACACAUGCAAGGUGGUCAAGUCGAUUAUGCGUGCAAUGUGGUCAGCUCAGUCACGUAUGCAAGAUGAUCAACUCGUUUACACAUGCAAUGUGGCCAGCUCAAUCACGCAUGCAAGGUGGCCAUCUGGCUCAUCUUUAUGA
This is a messenger RNA of Prunus armeniaca (apricot), 423 nucleotides long. NCBI's taxonomy places the organism in Eukaryota, Viridiplantae, Streptophyta, Magnoliopsida, Rosales, Rosaceae. The record is from the annotation of a GenBank genome assembly.